Molecule: messenger RNA, 588 nt
Organism: Cavenderia fasciculata
Lineage: Eukaryota; Evosea; Eumycetozoa; Acytosteliales; Cavenderiaceae
Exons: 3
Coding region: 1-588 (195 amino acids)
Cellular component (GO): membrane
Molecular function (GO): sugar transmembrane transporter activity
Source: RefSeq, a predicted model, not a curated record
AUGACAGCACUAACAGCAAUAGCAACUAUACUAUCUGUACUUGGAAAUAUUCUGAGUACUUUAUUGGCACUGUCACCAAUAAAACAAUUUAUUGAAAUUGACAAAAAAAGAGAUGUUGGUAAAAUGAACAUUCUACCUAUUAUCUUUCUAUCGGCCAAUUCAAUGAUGUGGAUUAUAUAUGGGAUGGUGACCAAGAGAUUAAGUAUUCUUCCAGUCAACACUUUUGGUUUAUUGAUUACACUAUACUUUGUAUUUGUAUUUUAUGGUGCCACUCCAGACGUUUAUGCUUAUCAAGUGAUAAAGAAACGAGAUGUAUCAACAAUGAACUAUCCAUUAGCAUUAAUGUCGACAAUUGCAGCGACAUGUUGGACUUUUUAUGGUAUACUAGUUCAAGAUCCUUAUAUCAUUGUACCAAAUGGAGCAGGUGCAGCCAUUUCAUUUACUCAAUUGGUUGUUUACUUUCUCAUUAAAAAGUUGGCAAGUGGAUAUUCGGAUCAUCUCAAUCUACAAGGCAACUCAUCACCUACAUUUAUAAGUGAAUCUCAACAUCUUGAAAUGGAUGAAGAUACUCCUGGUGGAGAAAUUUAA